AUGUCUGGGCGCGGUAAGGGAGGCAAGGGUUUGGGAAAGGGAGGAGCCAAACGGCAUCGUAAGGUCCUUCGCGAUAACAUCCAGGGCAUCACCAAGCCGGCCAUUCGUCGUUUGGCUCGCAGAGGAGGUGUGAAGCGUAUCAGCGGUCUGAUCUACGAGGAGACACGUGGCGUGCUCAAGAUCUUUCUCGAGAACGUGAUCAGAGACGCUGUGACCUACACCGAGCACGCUCGCCGCAAGACGGUGACGGCAAUGGACGUGGUCUACGCACUCAAGAGGCAGGGCAGGACCCUCUACGGUUUCGGUGGCUAG
This is a messenger RNA of Prunus armeniaca (apricot), 312 nucleotides long. NCBI's taxonomy places the organism in Eukaryota, Viridiplantae, Streptophyta, Magnoliopsida, Rosales, Rosaceae. The record is from the annotation of a GenBank genome assembly.